AAGGUCGCAGUCACCAAAACGUCGCGGAAGUUAUUCUGAUGGAGAGACAAACGACAGAGUACAAGAAGGAACUGAUGAGUAUGGCCCUGAUAUGUAUCGAGAUGAAGAUGAUAGAGACAGAUUAGAAAAUUUAAAUGAGUUGGAGCGUGAGAAGAUCUUGUCAGAAAGAGCCGAAAAGAGGCAGCAUAACAAAGACUUGGAAGCUGUCCAUCUUUUGUUCAAUCCAGAUGAUGUCGGCUCAACGAGAA
This is a messenger RNA of Acaulospora morrowiae, 248 nucleotides long. NCBI's taxonomy places the organism in Eukaryota, Fungi, Glomeromycota, Glomeromycetes, Diversisporales, Acaulosporaceae. The record is from the annotation of a GenBank genome assembly.